CGACUGACAAACCGUGAAUAUGACGGCGACGAAGAUAGCUUUGGACCAGAUGAACAUGACACAGUAAGCUUCGUCCAUGACCGCAUUUUCCUUCACAAGGCCCUUCGUAUCAAUUAUACCACGUACGACAUGCGACGAGCUCAGGACACGAUCAACCCUCGUAUCCGAUCGGACAUCAUGCUUCUGGCACCACAUGAAGAUGACGAAGACGACAAUGCAAAUGGACAUCCAUACUGGUAUGCUCGAGUUAUUGGGAUUUUCCACCUUAACGUCAAGCAUCGCGGCUUCCUGUCGAAAUCGAAGUCUGCUCAACGCAUGGACGUGCUCUGGAUUCGAUGGUUCGGUCGCGAUACCACAGCGCCCGGUGGCUUCGAGACCUGCCGUCUUCACCGCAUCGGAUUCAUCAAUCAUGACGCCCCGAACGCCUUUGGUUUCCUCGACCCCAAGCAAGUUCUCCGAGCAUGCCAUAUCCUACCGUGCUUUGCAUACAAUUUUACGGCUGAGUAUCUUCCACCAUCCAUAGCACGCCAACCAGAAGAGCGCGACAUGGACUAUGUCUAUUAUUAUGUUGGCAUGUUCGCUGAUCGUGACAUGCUGAUGCGCUACAUUGGUGGUGCAAUCGGGCACAAA
Messenger RNA from Fomitopsis serialis, 630 nucleotides. RefSeq lists its product as uncharacterized. The transcript is spliced from 2 exons. The record is from RefSeq and is a predicted model, not a curated record. NCBI's taxonomy places the organism in Eukaryota, Fungi, Basidiomycota, Agaricomycetes, Polyporales, Fomitopsidaceae. The annotation marks the transcript as partial.